Messenger RNA from Syzygium oleosum, 2386 nucleotides. Its product is annotated as COBRA-like protein 7. The coding region runs from base 72 to 2093 and encodes 673 amino acids. Lineage: Eukaryota; Viridiplantae; Streptophyta; Magnoliopsida; Myrtales; Myrtaceae. Gene Ontology annotation, cellular component: membrane. The record is from RefSeq and is a predicted model, not a curated record. Gene Ontology annotation, biological process: cellulose microfibril organization. The transcript is spliced from 2 exons.
ACAAAAACCUCGGCCACCAUCUCUCUCUCUCUCUCUCUUCCUCUGUGUGUGUUCUUGUUCUUGUUCUUCUGAUGCGUGUUCAAAGCUUCGAACUUUACCAGAAACGUGUUCAAAGCUUCGAACUUUACCGGAAACCCAUCGGCGCAAUGCCCACCCUCCUCCUCAUACUCCUCGUCCUGGUCGCCGCCGCCGCGGCGCCCUUCUCCGCCUCCCAGACCGCCCUCGCGCCGUCGCCCGCCUCCGACGCGUGCAACGGCGUCUUCCUCUCCUACUCCUAUACCGGCGGGUCCCAGCUCCCGCCGACGAACGCGACCCACCAGGCCUACCGCUUCCAGUCCACGCUCACCGUCCUCAACAACGGGGCCGACGACCUCAAGUCCUGGAUGGUCCUCGUCGGGUUCCAGCACGACGAGCUCCUGGUCUCCGCCUCGAACGCCGUCCUGGCCGACGGGUCGUCCCUGCCCGCCAGCGUCGGGAACGGCACCGUCUUCGCGGGGUACCCGACGACCGAUCUGAAGACGGCGAUCGAGACGGCGGGCGAUCUCACGCAGAUGCAGGUGCAGGUCCAGCUGGUGGGGACGCAGUUCGGGGUGAAGUCGCCGGACGUGCCGAUGCCGUCGAAUAUCUCGUUGGCGAACGAUGGGUUCGUGUGUCCCGCGCCUACUCUGCAGGGCAAGAGCGAGAUGCAAGUGUGCUGCACCAAGGACACCAACUUCAAGGCCAACAUCACUGUUGGCGAUGGCUUUCUUUCCCGUAAAAGUGGCGAUCUAACGAUCAUGUACGAUGUUAUUAGAACAUAUGACUCGUCCUACUGGGCACAGGUCACCAUUGCCAACCACAACCCACUUGGUCGUCUUGAUAACUGGAAAUUGAGCUGGGAUUGGAUGAGGGAUGAGUUCAUCUACACGAUGAAAGGGGCUUAUCCAAAUGUUGUCGACUCUAGUGACUGCAUAUUUGGCACCCAGGGCACAUACUACCAGAGCCUGGAUUUCUCAAAUGUAUUGAAUUGUGAGAAGCGGCCAACCAUAAUUGAUUUGCCUCCAACCAAGGCCAAUGACACCACGCUCGGUUUGAUUCCUAAUUGUUGUAGAAACGGCACCAUCUUGCCACCAUCAGUGGACCCGAGCAAGUCAACGUCGGUGUUCCAGAUGCAGGUCUACAAAAUGCCACCAGAUCUCAACAGAUCGGCGCUCUCGCCUCCACAGAAUUGGCAGAUCAACGGCACGCUGAAUCCCGACUACCAGUGUGGUCAACCAAUUCGAGUGAGCCCAAGCCAGUUCCCAGACCCUAGUGGCUUACCCUCUAACACUACUGCAGUUGCCAGCUGGCAGGUGGUGUGCAAUAUCACUCAAGCCAAGGGGUCGAGCCCUAGAUGUUGCGUGUCAUUCUCUUCAUACUACAAUGAGUCGAUUGUCCCAUGCCCAACUUGCGCGUGCGGGUGCCCUAGCAGCACCAGCCAAACUUGUAGCGCCACAGCUCCAGCCAUUCUUCUUCCAUCAGAGGCUCUUCUGGUUCCUUUCGAGAAUCGUUCAGCGUUGGCACUUGCCUGGGCUGAUCUGAACCAUCACACAGUGCCCAAUCCACUUCCUUGUGGUGAUAACUGCGGGGUCAGCAUCAAUUGGCAUGUGUACACUGACUACACCAAAGGUUGGACUGCAAGGGUCACGAUCUUCAACUGGGACGAGACCUCUUUUCCUGAUUGGUUCGCUGCGGUGCAAAUGGAUAAAGCUGCACCAGGGUUUGAAAAGGCGUACUCGUUCAACGGGACCAUGUUGGAAAUUAAUGGCGCUAAUAAUACCAUCCUCUUGCAAGGACUCCCGGGAUUGAACUAUCUUGUAGCGGAAACUGAUGGAGCUAAUCCACAGAAGGACCCUAGGGUCCCUGGGAAACAACAGUCUGUUAUGUCAUUUACCAAGAAAAAUAUUGCUGGGAUAAACGUGCCGGGAGGAGAUGGCUUUCCGACUAAAGUGUUCUUUAACGGAGACGAGUGCGCGCUUCCUUCUUUUUACCCAAGCAGUGGAAGCCGAUCAAUGUCGAACAUAGUCUACUCAGUCCUUGUAGCAUCAGUUCUGUUCAAGUUGAUGCUGCGGUAGCAGGACGAGGACCUAAUUACGUAUGGCUGCAGAUUCUUUAUAUUCUUUCAGUGGACUGUCACUGUAUACACCUUACCGGGAGGUUCCGAAUUCUCGCUCUUUUACUUUGCUGAGAAGACCGUUUGCACACACUGCAAUUGUCAUCUGCAGGUUGAAAGAAUGUUGUAACUCUAAAAUCUAAUGAUUCUCUACAUUCUUUUAUGCUCUUUCAUGAUACUGUACUUGUUAUGAUGUUUGUGGAGUUAAAUAGAAUUUGUACUUUGUGCAUAAUUUAGUAGAGAUGUUUUCUGUUU